This is a messenger RNA of Seminavis robusta, 1272 nucleotides long. The record is from the annotation of a GenBank genome assembly. NCBI's taxonomy places the organism in Eukaryota, Bacillariophyta, Bacillariophyceae, Naviculales, Naviculaceae.
UCGCGGGAUAUUAUUUGACAUUCUUCCGCCUCGGCCUGUUUCCAAUUGCCGCGAGAAAGAAACCCCGUGGACAACAAAGAUCACCCAACUAAGUUGUCCCGAACACCCGCAAGAUGAUGAGAGUCGAGUCUUCUUCUAUCGUUGCAAGAGCCCGGGAUAACUACUAGCUCGGUCGGAAAAACAGAAAAAGAGCCACACCCAGACAACCAGGAAGUGUCAGAUUCAAUACAGUCGUACCGGUAUUCUCACAAAUUCAGCAACUGAAAAUAUAGUUCUCCGCUCACAACACUCACAACACAAACCACCAGAAUAUUCUCCCCCCUUUCAAUCAAUCCAAACAACGAAAAUGUGCACUUCUACCACCACACCUGGAAAAGGAUCCAUUGUCAAGGCAGGAGAUGCCAUGGGAUUCAAGCAGUUGUUUGACGACGAUUCUUCCACCUACACAUACCUGCUGUGGGACCCCGCCACUAAGGAUGCCAUUAUUGUCGAUCCUGUUGACAUUCAAGUCGACCGGGACUUGAAAGAAAUGGAAGCAUUGGGACUCCACUUGGUCUAUGGUGUCAACACUCAUGCCCAUGCUGACCACAUUACAGGAACAGGACUGCUCAAAUCCAAACUGCCGGGCUUGCAAUCUGUCAUUGCUGAGGCAUCACGUGCCAAGGCCGACAUUCCAGUGCGACAUGGAGACAAGAUUGUCUUUGGAUCUCGCAGUGUGACAGUGAGAGCCACCCCUGGUCAUACAGAAGGAUGCCUGUCCUAUGUUGCCGACGAUGAAUCCUUUGUCUUGACGGGUGAUGCCCUCUUGAUUCAAGGGUGUGGCCGUACCGACUUUCAGGGUGGAUCUGCUGAGAAGCUCUUUCACUCGGUCCACGCCCAACUGUUUACCUUGCCCGAUGAAACCAUUGUGUACCCAGCUCAUGAUUACAAGGGCCGCACAUCUUCCAAAAUGGGAGAUGAAAAGAAAACCAACCCAAGGUUGGGUGGAGGAAAGACAAAGGAAGAGUUUGUGGAGAUUAUGAAGAACUUGAACUUGGCAUAUCCUAAAAAGAUUGAUGUGGCGGUGCCAGCCAAUAUGCGCUGUGGCGUUCCCGAUGUGGCGUAAAACCAGCCAGCCAAUGUUGAAAUGAAGCAAUGGAAACUUGCUGAUUGGAAACGAGAGUCAGUGAUCAUCAGAUACACGGAAUUAGUAGUAGUAAACAUCAUGCAUUUAAAGUUAGUUGAGAUGAGACUACGGUCAUUGGUCUUCUCCAGAGAGGUAUCAUACCAGGU